Messenger RNA from Saccharomyces mikatae IFO 1815, 1758 nucleotides. RefSeq names its product glutamate decarboxylase GAD1 (gene GAD1). Gene Ontology annotation, biological process: L-glutamate catabolic process. The record is from RefSeq and is a predicted model, not a curated record. Gene Ontology annotation, molecular function: pyridoxal phosphate binding; glutamate decarboxylase activity. Gene Ontology annotation, cellular component: cytosol. The transcript has a single exon. Lineage: Eukaryota; Fungi; Ascomycota; Saccharomycetes; Saccharomycetales; Saccharomycetaceae. Bases 1 to 1758 code for a protein of 585 amino acids.
AUGCUACACAGACACAGUUCCAAGCAAAAGAACUUCGAGAGUAUUGCAGGCAAAGUUGUCCACGACCUUGCAGGUUUGCAAUUGCUUUCGAAUAACGUUCGAAAGUCAGCCAUCCAAAGCGAUCAUCAUGGAACGACCAAACUGAGGGAUAAUGGGCCUCAGGGCAUGGCAAGUAAAUAUUCCGUUCCCAAGAAAGGACUACCUGCUGAUUUGUCCUACCAACUAAUUCAUAAUGAAUUAACGCUUGAUGGUAAUCCGCACUUGAACCUUGCUAGUUUUGUAAACACUUUUACGACUGAUCAGGCAAGAAAAUUGAUUGACGAAAACUUGACUAAGAAUUUAGCUGAUAAUGAUGAAUAUCCGCAAUUAAUUGAGCUGACCCAACGUUGCAUUUCUAUGCUAGCUCAAUUGUGGCACGCAAAUCCUGAAGAAGAACCUAUUGGUUGUGCUACUACAGGUUCCAGUGAGGCAAUCAUGCUGGGGGGGCUUGCCAUGAAAAAAAGAUGGGAACACAGGAUGAAGGAUGCUGGUAAAGACGUUUCCAAACCAAACAUUAUAAUGUCUUCUGCGUGCCAAGUUGCAUUGGAGAAGUUCACAAGAUAUUUUGAGGUGGAAUGCAGAUUGAUUCCGGUUUCGCACAAGAGCCAUCAUAUGCUUGAUCCAGACUCAUUAUGGGACUAUGUCGAUGAGAACACUAUCGGCUGUUUUGUAAUUUUGGGAACCACCUACACAGGCCAUUUGGAAAAUGUAGAAAAAGUUGCUGAUGUAUUAUCUCAAAUUGAGGCCAAGCAUCCUUACUGGAGCAAUAUUGAUAUUCCAAUUCAUGCAGAUGGAGCUUCUGGCGGGUUUAUUAUUCCAUUCGGUUUUGAAAAAGAACACAUGAAAGCCUAUGGUUUGGAACGUUGGGGGUUUAAUCAUCCACGUGUGGUUAGUAUGAACACCAGUGGUCAUAAAUUUGGACUAACCACUCCCGGUUUAGGUUGGGUACUAUGGAGAGAUGAAUCCUUAUUGGCUGACGAAUUGAAAUUCAAACUAAAGUAUCUUGGCGGCGUAGAGGAAACUUUCGGUUUGAAUUUUUCAAGACCAGGAUUCCAAGUGGUCCAUCAAUAUUUCAACUUCGUUUCUCUUGGCCAUUCGGGAUACAGGACACAGUUCCAAAAUUCUUUAUUUGUCGCAAGAGCAUUUUCUUUCGAACUGUUAAAUUCGUCCAAAUUGCCUGGAUGUUUCGAAAUAGUCAGCAGUAUUCACGAAAGAAUUGAGGAUGAUUCCACACCAGAAUCUGUUAAAGACUACUGUGAGCAUCCGCAAGCAUACAAGCCAGGUGUGCCGCUGGUGGCUUUUAAGCUAUCCAAGAAGUUUCAUGAAGAAUAUCCAGAAGUGCCACAAGCAAUUCUAUCCUCCUUGUUGAGAGGCAGAGGCUGGAUAAUACCAAAUUAUCCAUUGCCAAAGGCUACAGAUGGGUCUGAUGAAAAGGAAGUGUUGAGGGUGGUUUUCAGAUCAGAGAUGAAGUUAGAUUUAGCACAGCUGCUAAUUGUUGACAUCGAGAACAUCUUGACAAAAUUGAUUCAUAGUUAUGAAAAGGUCUGCCAUCAUAUUGGACUUGCCUCUGAGCAAACUCCAGAGCGCAAGAGCUCCUUUAUUUACGAGAUGUUGUUGGCAUUGGCGUCUCCACAAGAGGACAUUCCAAGUCCGGAGGAAACCGAGAGAAAAAAUAAGCUAAGGGAAAGAACAACAAGAAACUACAGAGGUACAUGUUGA